Messenger RNA from Ectocarpus sp. CCAP 1310/34, 665 nucleotides. Lineage: Eukaryota; Phaeophyceae; Ectocarpales; Ectocarpaceae. The record is from the annotation of a GenBank genome assembly.
AUGAUGGCUUGUGAUGCUUUUGCGGAGCGCCCGCGGGACUGGGACCUUGCCAAGGAUACGCGCCUCGGAGGUCAUCGCGAUAUAUUGGGUGAUUUCUCGUACGUUCGCCGUCCCUCGAAAGCUAUUUUGUCUGNGCGGGCCUACAACACCGGACGUGUCUCUCUGGAGGAUAUUGUAGAAGCGGCCCAUCUGUCGUCCGAUUCCCCCCUUUCCGUUCCUCCUUUCUCGCUCCCGCCGGAAGACAAGCUAAUCCUCUUGCCCCACGACGAGUUUACGGCGUACCAAAGGUCGAACGAGAUGUGGUGCGACGGUCUUGCCGGGAAGAUAGCAGAGGCGGAGGCGCGAGAGCAGGCGAAGCGCGAGGACGCGGAGCGCUUGGCGGAACGGGAGGCUGCUCUGGCUGUUGCGGCGAGGAAGCAGGAGGAGGAGCAUGAGUCUGUUCGGGCUGCUGCGGCGAGGAAGCAGGAGGAGGAACGUGAUGCUGCUCUGGCUGCUGCGGCGAGGAAGCAGGAGGAGGAGCGUGCGGCUGUCUGGCGGAGCGUGAGGCGUAUCUCCUAGCGGCUAGGGCGAAGCAGGGGGCGCUCCGAUCCGGCUGAAGGAGCUGGAGCCCCGCCACCAUGACCCGCGAGCAGCCGCCCACCCCCUUCGCCGUGUUAUCGUCCCCC